Messenger RNA from Maudiozyma saulgeensis, 945 nucleotides. The record is from the annotation of a GenBank genome assembly. Lineage: Eukaryota; Fungi; Ascomycota; Saccharomycetes; Saccharomycetales; Saccharomycetaceae.
AUGGGUCUUGUAACGAAACUGAAAAAGACUGUCCUUAAAGACGAUCGUCUUAGGAUAGAAAAGACUACAGCCAAGAAUAUUCCAGAUUUUUUACAUUUUUCAAGUGAAAGACAUCUACCAAUUGCUCAAAUAUCUGGAGACACUAGUCGAGUAAUAUUCCCAUCAGUGCAGUCUUAUGAUGUAUUUAAAACUUUUAAAAAACUAGAUCCAUCCUUUCUUAAAGAUAAUAAUGGAGUAGGUAUCCCUUUGUUUAGAAUUCGCAGCGUAGAAUGGAAUCAACGAAAUUUCAAGGAAAUGAAUAAAGAAUUGGUAUAUCAAAUUUUUUCAUAUGAAUUAAGAUCUGUUGAUGAAGUACCGCCUUAUAUGGAUGGUGAAGUCGUACUAAAUGUUAAAGAUGUUAAACUUUAUAAAUGUCUCUAUUGUGAUGUCUAUAAAGCUAAUUCCUCUGGAGGAACAACCUAUUUUUUAGAGUUUAAAGAUGAUUCUCUAGGUGAAAUCCCAAUGAUUCAUAGAUUUCAAUAUAGAGAUAUGGAUACAAACCUUUAUAAUUGGAAUUUUAGAUGGCAUGUAAAAUUUAGUCCCAUAAUAGAAAACGAUCAUUAUAAACUUGGGUACUUAAAUCCAGAUACUGUAUCUUUAUUAGAUACAAAAGAAAUUGUAAAAGAUAAAAAAUUGUUAAAAAUACCCAAAACAGAACGGUUUAAACUUAUCUUUGGUCAUUAUACUUCAGAAGAUAGUGAUUUUUUCCCAAGUUCAAUUAUUAAAGUAGCAGAUUUUACCAUCGGUGAAAAAGAAGUUGUUCCCUCAUUAGGUGUACGUGAUGUACCUGUUGUAACUAAAAUAUUCGCUUGUCAAUGUUUAUUGAUUCAUAUUAUAGAGUUAGAAAAGAGAAGUGGUGAAAGAGCAAUAAAUGCUCCUUAUAAUACACCAUUCAUAAUGAUGUAA